AACUUGGCUAACUAUUUAUUGUUCACUAAUCAUCCAUAUCUUGUUAUUCCUAUCGGCUCAAAACUGCCGAACCGGGUCGGUCAAAACUAUUUUAUUUAUGACAAAAUUAGCCAGUGACGCAAACACUGUUUAAAUUAUCGAGAAAAGAUAAGUGUUAUGAUAUGGCUGUCUUGUUUCAUUUCAGUAAGCAGGCAUUGAAUACAUAGCCAUAUUUAUAUUCAAUAUUGUAAAUGUGUAUUUCUAUUUUCAGUUAUUAUAUAUAAUAUAAAUAUUAAGCCAUGAAUUUUAAGUCUAAUAAUAAUAUUGUAGUUAUUUGAAAGUAGUUUUUUCAAUUGACUAGCCGGAAAAUUUUGAUUUCUCAACAACCUAGUACAAGAAUGAGAUUGCCAAGAAUAUUUAAUAAACAUCAGCGAGCUCCCUUCAAAUCAAUAUGGCUCUUUAUAUUAAUUGCAUUGGUUGGAUGGAUUUCUUGUUCGUUAACAUAUUUUAUUUAUACUGUACCGGGAACAGCUAACACAUAUCUAUAUCGUUUUCAUUUGAUGCGACAUUCACUUUACAACUCCAUGAAACACGCAAGUGUGGAUGCAUAUCAACGCAUUGUCAGGAAUUCUGCAAUGAAUGAUAAUUAUGAAAGGCCAAUAUCUACAAAGCCACCUUCAAUCACAACAACAACAACAUUUUUACCACCAGGAUUCACAUUUCUUCCUAAUCAAACUUGCCCUGAAAAGUUUCCAGAAAUGACGGGCCCAUUCUAUGUGAAUAUGACUGAAAUACCAAUGUCCGAUUUAUAUGCCAACUACUCAGAUAUUAUCAAAGUUGGAGGAAAAUGGAGACCAAAGGAUUGUGUACCGAAGUAUAAAGUUGCUUUCCUCAUUCCGUUCCGAAAUCGACAUCAACAUCUUCCGAUCUUACUUCGGCAUUUAUUACCUAUGUUGUUAAAACAACGACUGGAUUUUACAUUAUUUUUAGUUGAACAGUCUGGUGCUUAUCCCUUCAAUCGUGCUAUGCUCUUCAAUGUUGGAUUCCAAGAAGCAAUGAAGCGUGACAAUUUUGAUUGUUUCGUAUUUCAUGAUGUUGAUCACAUUCCUGAGAAUGAUCGCACUUAUUACGGAUGUUCGGGAAUGCCGAAACAUUAUGCGACGCAGUUAGACAUUCAUUUAUACCACUUGGAAUAUGAAAAAUUUUUCGGGGGUGUAAGCGGAUGUACAACAGAACAAUUCAAAAAGGUGAACGGCUUCACGAACCAGUUUUGGGGCUGGGGGGGAGAAGACGAUGAUUUUUAUACAAGAAUCAAACAAGGCGGGUAUAAUGUUUCAAGACCACCAGAUGAAUACGGAAGAUAUCAAUCAAUAAAAAAGAACCACGGUCAAGAAGCGCAGUUUCUUGGACGAUUCAGUCUACUUAAACAUUCGGCCGAUCGAAAUUUCGUUGACGGAUUGAACAGUUUACACUACAAAACCCCGAUCAUCACUCAAACGAGAUUUUACACAAACAUUACGGUAGAUUUACGGCCGGUGAAAGAUUUGGCAUCGCCGACGGACCAUUCAUAAAAGAAAAAAUUUUGUUGGGUUGAUAAUACUAAAUAGGAAUUGUCAAAAUUGAGAUUUCAAAUUAGUUCUUGGAGUUUGUGGUGCACAGGCUGCUCCUAAUUGUGUAUUUACUUUUCAUAAAUAGAGAAAGGUUUGGAAAUAUAUUGAAAAAUGCAGUAAAAUCAUGAUAAUUUCAAAGACAAAAUUCUCGAAAAGUUAAAUUUUAGGAAAAAAAAUUUUGACUGAAAAUCAAAAACCAGACGCUUUUUUAAUAAUUUCCGUCAAAUCAUAAUGAUUUCAUAAUAUUCACAUGAAAAGACAGAUUAAAGAUUAAUUCUUUAAACUAAAAACAGGAGUCUAUCCAUCGAAUCUCUUGUCUUUUGAAAGAAUCAGGGUCCUUGGGUGUUUUGAUAGCUACAGCAUGAACAUCCUCCUAACUAAAUUAAUUUUUUCAACUCUACCUUUGAAGAAUAUUAUUUGUAGUAACAAUUUAAUAAUUCUUUACCUGUAUCAAAUGAUUUUUCUUUUUCUUGCUUUUUUUUCACUUCAUAUUUGUAUCAAAUUGUUUAAUAUAGGUACAUAGCGUAGUCAUUACUGUUCUAAUUGUAUUAUUAUUUUGUGUUUUUCUUAACCACUCUCUCAUAACCAUGUUUUUCAUAACCUUUCUCACCCAAAUGUGAACUAUAUACAAUUUUGCACAAAGACCAUAUGGUUCUAUGCAUCUGAAAGCGCCCAGCCAAUAGGAACGUAGUAUUGAAUCUUACAUUACAUGGAAAGUUUCGUGUUUUUUAUGACCCCGGUCGCCUGAAAUUUAUCAAAUUCUUCACAAUGAACAUAAGAUUUUAUCCCGGUCAAUAUAAAUGAAGGAUUGAAUCUUAUGUUUUGUAGAAAAUUGCUGAAAACGUGAAAUGUUUCCAUGAAGGCCUGCUGGGUUUCGCUCUUCACCGAAUUUAGACAAAACAGCGCAAUGUAAUAAAAUACAUUUUCUUCUUGACAAGUGAUUUUCUUUCACCGGGACAUUGUCUAAUCAUGCAUGGAGCUGAAUUUGUGAAUGCCAUCACGAAUAUAUUUUUGUUUGGUAAAUGUACAAAUAAUGAUGCACCAAAUUAUAAUUACACAAUUUUUUAAUACAGACCACAGAACCAUUUUAUAGAUUGUCAGCUAGUUUUAUAAGCUAUGAUGAAUAAACAUAAUUAUGUCAUAAAUAAAAUAAUACAAUGUGUCUGAGAGACAUGGCUGGGGUUUAAAAUCACAAUGCCUCUGGUCACUGAGCCACAAAUCAAAUCAAACUUUGGCUCCAGCUACGAGUCCUCAGAGCUGGACUCCAUAGCCAUUGAUGUUUUUUCAUAUUACCACAACUAUGGAACAUAAGUCCAAAUGCAGUUUCACAGCAUUAGGACUCCAUACCAUGAUAUGAAGGUUUCAAAAUUAAACCUUCAAUUAUACAAAUUUCAUCUGAAACAUUUGAAUAAAUGGUGAAAAAAUAAAAAUCAAAUUCGAAAAAAAUAUCAAACUUUAUAUUUUUUUAUGAAGUUUUAAAAAUAUGGAAAAUUAUCAGAUACUUAUGAGUUUGAGCUACUAACAUUGCUGGUGGCUCGGGCUCCAUCUUUUAUCGUAAGCUGGGCUUCAUCUGAAGAAAAUGGCACAACUCCCGACUCCCAAUCCCUGCUUGAAAGACACACAUGCUUUUAAUUACACUUCUUUAAGUUUUUCUAAAUUGAUCUUGAAAAAGUCUUUCAGUUAUAAUAUUGCUUCAGAUUUUAAAAAAGUAUUGGUAAAUAUUGUAAUUAUUCAUAUUAUAAUCAUUGAUGUCACGUAAAUUAUAUGGCACAAACAACAUGGACUGAAAAUAACAUAAAAGUUCAUAUAGAUCAUCACACGGAAAAAAAAUGAGCAGUGAUGAACUGUUGAAAAUUAUAGUUAUACAUCAAUUUUUAUUUCAAAUAUUUAGUGACAUCUGAUAUCGAAGAUAACUUUUUAUCAAACUUUCUCAAGUAAAAUAAUUGAAUGCUUAUAUAUAUAUAUAUGUAUAUAUAUCGCUAACUAAUUUUUUUCUGGGAGAAAAAUUUUUUUGUGGUCAAAAAGGAAUCUAAACAACAUCAAGUGAAAUAUUAUGUAUAAAAAUGUUGAUUAUGUCAAACAAUUGUAUUGUAAUACUAUAUAAUAUGAUGGUCAGUACUUUUGAAUUAUAUAUAAUACGUGUACAGAUGUUUUUAUAUUAAUUCAUUAUUUAACAUUGAUAAUUAGAAUACUGCAGUUCCAGUUUUACAAUAUUAUAAUAUAAUUUGCUGAUGAACUAUUUUUUCAAUUCUUCACCUGAUAUUCAAUAAAAAGUUCCCUGUUUUCGCAGAGGUUGAAAUUCAAUAUUAUGUAUUUUUGGUUGAAGUUAUUUGACUUUGACAAACCUUUUUUUUUAUUGAUGUUCGCCUCCUCAACUAUAUUUAGUCCAUUGAAUGAUUUCUCUUUCAAGGUUUGGUCAAACUCGACAAGGUAAUUUUAAUCUAACAAUUUGUCUUCAAAUAUGAGUAUUUAUUCCUAUAUUAAUUCCAUUCUACCAAGUUUUUGGGGCGCUCCAGAAGUAUGUGUACCAAUAUGGAGACAACUACUUUUGUUCGCUUAUUUUACGUAAAGUUGUGUAAAUGGACUGAAACCUACGUAUAUACACUUGGCCAGCACAGACGGUUCCCGAACUCAUAAUAGAACUAAACGAAGGAAAAUCGGAAUAAAAUUAUGGCCUAACCCUAACCUGGUACACAUACUACGGUAGUACUGUUUUAUUCUGUUUAAAGCUGCUUUUUACCCGUAUAACAUGAAUAAAGUUGGUUGUAUUUAUUCUCUUCAAUUUGUUCAAUCAGUGAAAAAUUUACAUUCAAGUUCGUACAUAUCACUAAAUUGACUUUACACUUGGAUAUUUGAAAAUUUCAAGUCAUAAUAUCCAGCCAAUACCCAACAGUUUGAUCAAGAUAGUAUAUGUGAUUCUACAAACCGCAUUAUCUUUUUGUAUCUUGAGUCGCUGUGGUGCCCCAUGUGGAUGUGAAAAUGAAUCAGAUUUUUCCAAGUGAUAUUUGGAUAUUGUUACUGUUACUAUUCUCUUUGUUCCCUAUUUAAUUCAGUGUUGUGGUUUUGUAGCAAUUGUUUGUAGAAAUUUUUUCUAUUUUUUGUCUCUAUUGAGUGUAAUUUAUGUAUACAUCCUGAAAAGCAAGAACUUAGAUAUCAGAAGCUUCACAAAAUAUUAUUGCGCUUCGGAAGUGUAUAUUCACUUGGCUAACACAGACAGUCCACGAACUCGUAGUAUAACUGAAAUAAGGAAAAUCGGAAUAAAAUUAUGCGUUAACCCGGUACACACACUACACCUAUAUUAUAGUAUACCUCAUCAUUAGUAUAUUACCAAACAACACUCAUACUUUUUAGAAUAAAAAAUUGGUCAUUUUAUUUGGUAAUGAAAAUUGAAAGUGAUCAAUUUGUCAGUUUAUAGUUAUGCAAAAUUUAUAUUGAAAAAUUGACAAAAAUAAUGUUUUCACUCGCUGAUUGGCAGUCCUACUAGUUUAUAUCCUAUAAGACUUCUGAAUUCCUGAAAAUAACUCAUGUUGGUGUCUGUCUGAGUUUGCUUCAACCAUUUUUUGUUGGGAUUGUUAAAUUACGGUAACUUGGUUUAACAUUUUGAGCACCUGAAUAUGUGUGACUAUAUAGGGUUGAAAUUUUCUAUUGAUAUGCUGUGUGAGUGAGGUUAUAUCUUAUGCUGCAUCUGUUUUUCUCCUGAUAUGUUUUGUGAACAUUCGACUAGAAUUGUUAGCAAUUCAAAAGCUAUAUUUUAUUUCAUAAGAUAGAGGUGUUAUUUAUUCAAAUAUUUUAUUCAAUCGGGUAACCAAAUUGGUUCAAUAUAGGGUAGCAAAACCAUCAUUUUAGAAAAAUGUCCAAUAACUGUGAUCUCUUCGUAAAAAAAGAAUACAAAUAAAAUUGAUGGUUUGUCCAUUGCAUUAAAA
This is a messenger RNA of Styela clava, 5512 nucleotides long. RefSeq names its product beta-1,4-galactosyltransferase 5-like. NCBI's taxonomy places the organism in Eukaryota, Metazoa, Chordata, Ascidiacea, Stolidobranchia, Styelidae. Gene Ontology annotation, cellular component: Golgi apparatus. Gene Ontology annotation, molecular function: UDP-galactose:glucosylceramide beta-1,4-galactosyltransferase activity. The record is from RefSeq and is a predicted model, not a curated record. Gene Ontology annotation, biological process: carbohydrate metabolic process.